CCGGCCGCUAGCCAGGGGGUAAUCUUCAACCCGACUGGGCCACUAGGCCGGCGCCUACGUGUAGGCUGCCCUUGCUGGCGGCCGUCCGCCCCUCCGGCUCUGCCCUGGCCGCCGCUGGAGCUCCGCAACACGCCCUGUGUCUAGGUCGUUUGCGAAACGCCUUGGAGAAUCAAGAAUAAAAUUGCAGGUCAAACAAUGGAUGACUGGAAAAGUCGGCUUGUAAUCGAGAGCAUGCUUCCCCAUUUCACCGUGGUGGGAAAUCGUCAGGAGCCCAGAAAGCUCCAAGAAUCGGGAACCAGUAAGAGAAGACAGGAAGGAGACAACUACCAGUUUACAGGCAUGGCUGAUGGGGGUUAUCCUAAUAAAAUCAAGAGGCCCUGCCUUGAAGACGUCACCCUGUCAAUGGGCCCAGGUUCCCACUCCACUACUCUCUCUACAGAGAUGCAGAUUCCCAACUUAACUAUGAAUCCUAGCUCUGCAGAUCUGGGAGUGGCCGGCCAAUCACUAGUCCUUGAGAAUAAUCUUCUGGACAAUAAUCCUGUGAACAGCAGUGCCAUGGGAUCACCAUUUGGAGUGUCAUCAACUGCAGAAACGGGGCUGAAAGGGAGCACUGUUCCUUACUAUGAGAAGAACAGCAGCAUGCCAGCUGUGGACCAGGAGCUUCAAGAUCUGCUGGAGGAGCUAACCAAAAUUCAAGAGCCUUCUUCAAAUGACCUUGACCUUGAGAAGAUCCUCGGUAGCAAACCAGAAGAGCCUCUGGUCUUACAUCACUCCCAGGCACCCCUCAGCACCCCUGCCAAGCAUCCGGUUCAGAUGCCACAUAUGGAUAGCCUUAGUUCCAGCAAAGAGUUUGCUUCUAGCUGCAGUCAAGUCACUGGCACCUCACUUCCAAUCCUGCCCUCAUCCACAGGCAUCAGCUAUUCCAUCCCUCCUACCAGUAAGCAGAUGGUCUCACCAAGUUCUUCGACGGCACAGACCCAAGUCAAGAACCAGGUCCAGGCCGUACUCCCUGUUAAUUUGCCUCCAUUAUCUGUGCCUCAGUGGCAUCAUGCCCACCAGCUGAAAGCUCUUGCAGCCAGCAAACAGGGAUCUGGCACAAAGCAGCAAGGGUCCAACCGUACUUGGUCCAGUCUGCCUCCGCCAGGCCUCUCCCCACCUUACUUCCCAGUGCCAUCACCUCACCCGCCACCGCCACCGCCACCCCCACCACCAUUCAGCCCUCAAACCUUCACAGCAUCCUGCAUGUCAUCCAAUAGCUUGUCAGGCAGCACUGUGCAAAGCUCGCCCAAUGCCUUACUCUCCAGCAUGGCACCCAGCAGCAACGCCACCCUUGGGCCCAACUUGCCCUAUGCCCCUGCGAAGCUCCCAGGCCUGGCUCUCAAUCAGCAGCCACAGUUUAGCCCCCAGAGCUCCAUUCUUGCCAAUCUGGUGUCCUCUACAGUCAAAAGCCCUCAAGGACACCUGAUAUCUGCUCUGCCCACCAGCACCCCAGGGCCAUCCCCACCCUAUCGCCCUGAGAAUCUCUCUAGCCCAGGCUUGCCACAGCAGUCCUUCACUCCACAGUACUCUCUGAUCCGGAGCCUCACUCCCAACAGCAAUCUGCUAAGCCAGCAGCAGCAACAGCAGCAGCAGCAACAGCAGCAGCAGCAGCAACAUCAGCAGCAGCAGCAGCAACAGCAGCAGCAGCAACAGCAUCAUCAUCAGCAACAGCAGCAGCAGCAGCAACAACAGCAGCAGCAGCAGCAGCAGCAGCAGCAGCAGCAGCAGCAACAGCAGCAAGCAAAUGCUAUCUUCAAACCAUUGACCAGCAACCAGCAACCCAAAACCCUGAGCAUGAUCAUGCAGCAGGGCCUGACGAGCUCCAGUUCAGAAACACCUGAGCCAUUUAUCUUUGGCAACACCAAGCCCUUGUCUCAUUUCGUUUCUGAGCCAGGCCCACAGAAGAUGGCCUCCAUGCCUGCCACCUCUAGGCAGCCAUCACUGUUCCACUACCUGCCGCAGGCGACACCAGCACAUGCUCCUUCUGCCACUGCCUCAUCCACUGCCACCGCUACCUUGCAGCUCCAGCAGCAGCCGCAGCAGCCUGACCAGUCUUCAUUCCUCUUGCAGCAGAUAAUGCAGCAACCCCAGCGCUUUCAGCGCUUGGUGGCCUCUGAUUCCAUGCCUGCCCUGCCCGGACAGCAAGAGAAGCAGAGAUCAGGUCCUACGGCAAUGACCCCUAAGCAGCAGAAUGUGUAUAUUGCCCAGCAGAUGACUCAAUUUCAAGCCGUCCAAGAACAAGUCAUCUCCAAGUGUAGCCAGACCAAGGCGAGCCUCCCAUCCAACCAGCAUAUGAUGCCACCCAAAACUGAGGUCCUCCAGGACAAUCUGAAUCCAGGAAUGAGGCCACCCAUGAGUCGCAUGGGUAUUUUCUCAUCAACUCCAAAGAGGCAGCAAGGAACACUCCAUGCCAGCCUCCCAUUUCUGGUAUGCUCAGGCUCGGGUCAGGAUCCCAUGAGCAGUCUUGGCUCUGUCUGUCCCAAGGCCAGGGCCACCCCUUCAGAAGUGCCCCUGCCCAAGCUCUGCCUCAGCCCCCUGGGCAGCCAACCUUUGACUCCUCACCAACCCACCCUCCCCAGUGUGCCAGCAAUGUCUCCUGUGUUCAGUAAUGCUGUCUGGGUAGCAGCAGCUGCAGCUGGAGCCACACCAGUUUCGAAGGAGUCACCCCUGAGCCAAGUAGAUAAUAGCAUGCUACCACAUUUUGAUAACAACUCCAUCUUUGCCAAGGCACCCACGAGUGCAUCCCCAGCAGCCCUGGCAUUUCGAUCUCAGAAGGCUGUGGUCCAGGCCAAUCAGAUAGCCCCACAAGCCAGGCCUGGCCAGAAGGUGCGUGCUGCUCUGGCCAGCCCCACAUUUAGCCUAUUAGACAAUCAGAACCGUGUGCAGAGCCCAGCACAGGGCCUGGUGCCUGUACCGAGCACCAAGUCAUUCCAGCAGAGCAUGGCCAGCCACUCUCCCAUGAGUCCCAUUCAGGGACUAGAGCCACCAAGCUAUGUGGAUGCUAGUGCCGCUGCCAGCCACUCCCCAGGUCCAUUGACCAGAAUGGGCACACCCCCUGAGCUGCUACAGGACAUUGUCUUGCCCCAGACCCCAAGAGAUGGACCGAUUUCACCAUCAUCUGCAGGCAGUGAGGUGGAUUUCAUUGAAGAGCUUUUGAAAGGCUCCAAUGUGGCCCCAGAUGAAGACUGGGUGUACAACUUGAGGCUGAUCGAUGACAUUUUGGAACAGCAUGCUGCUGCCCAAAAUGCCACAGCCCAGAAUGCUGAUCAAGUCACCCAGGGUGCUGAGGAGCUUUAAAUCAGAGGAAGGUGCCCUAGAAAGCCCUUUGUUGUUACUCAAAGAAGUGGCCUGAAUCUGCAGCAAACUCAAAACUGGUCCCAGACAGCCAUACUAGGCUCCUAGUUACAACCGGAAUCGGGAAUUGUGUCAGCCCUGCCCAUCCCUCUAUCUACCUGAUGAAUGAAAAGCUGGUGAUUUUUCAAGCUACUUGUACAUAUUUGAAAAUUUUGUAAAUGGUUUUCCUAAUCAUAAAUGACAGAAGUAUUUAUACUUGGUUUUGUGGCUUUGUAAAUAAAGUGGCGGCUUUGGUUUCAAUAGAGUUGUGUUUAUUAUACAUUGUUCCAAAUAUGCAGACUGUGUUGUUCGCUCCAAUGAUACCUUGUUAAACCAGGUGGCUGAGUCACUGAGGUUUUCACACCAUGAGAAAUGUGGAUGUGAUCAAGGGGUGUUGUGCAAACUGACAAACGCCAAAUAGAAAGCCACUUGGUCAUUAAUUUCCACUUCAUUACAAAUUGUACUACCUGGUGUGACUCUUAAUCUCUUGCAAGCCUUUAAGUCUCAGCCAGCACUUUCCUAAUGAGCAUUUCCAGCAGAAGGCAUUGUAUUGUUAAGUGUCCCCCAGAGACCCUGCUGGGAGGCCAAGCAUGUCCUUUAGGUUUGGGAGAGCUGCAGAAAUAGCCCUGAGCUGAGCACUGUGUGAGUUGGCCACCUGGAGGAACUAGAGUGCUCCCUUCCCUUUGUCACCUAUGGUGACCUUCCAACGCAGAGAAAGCCCCAGCUUUACACCGCUUUGCUGCACCAUCACAGAGUGAAGGUGAGCCGGUCUGCUUUAGAGUCUGCUUUAAAUCCUUCAGCACUCAUUUUGAUGUUAAGCUCUGUGAUUUGGGGUGGGGGGGAGUCUGUAAACAUUAAUAGUUGAUUUGGGGUUUGUCUUUAAUGGUUUCUAUCUGCAAUUCUUGUCAUGUAUAUUUAAGUGUCUGUUAAAGAAAAUCCACAUCCACUGUCCUGUAAACUUUUCUGCCUGUCCAGAUUUUGUGUAAGCACAUUUUAAUUGCCACCUUGUAUUUUGAUUCUACAUUUGAAAUCUGGCAUCUGUUUUGGGCCAGUGCAUUUUUUUCUUUGUUCUGUAAUAAACAGCCAGGAGAAAGGUG
Messenger RNA from Nannospalax galili (Upper Galilee mountains blind mole rat), 4469 nucleotides. RefSeq names its product mastermind like domain containing 1 (gene Mamld1). Lineage: Eukaryota; Metazoa; Chordata; Mammalia; Rodentia; Spalacidae. The record is from RefSeq and is a predicted model, not a curated record. Gene Ontology annotation, cellular component: nuclear body. The transcript has 5 exons. Gene Ontology annotation, biological process: regulation of transcription by RNA polymerase II. Bases 196 to 3336 code for a protein of 1046 amino acids.